AUGCAUCUAGAAGAAAAAAAAAAAAAUUAUAAUGAUAUUUUGUUAAACUUGUGUUUAACUAAGGAUGAUAAAAUUGAAUCUGUCUUAUAUAAACUAAUCCCUUUAUUAUUAGAUGAAAUUUUAACUAGCGAAAUAUGUUUAAGAAAAACAUUAAUAGAAAUAAUUAGUAAUUGUAUAUUAAGAUGUAAAUCCUUUGAAAAUAUUAAAAUUCCAUUUUUGAAAAUUAUUGAUAAUUAUUUUCAAAAUAUUAAUAAAGAGUCAACUAGUAGAAUAUUAUAUAACAGUACAUUAUGUAUAUUUUUAGAUCUAGGUUUUAAAAAUGUAAAUGAUGAAGAUAAAAUAAGAUUUCAACAAAUAAUAAUCAAAAAUGCGGAUCAGCUAACGAUAAAUAAAGAAAUAUGCAUAUGCAUGAUCAUAAAAUUUAUUGAAUGCCUAGAGGUUUUAAAUAAUAAUAAAAAUAAGGAUGUAAUGAAUGAAUACAUUUCAAUUUAUUCUAAGAGUGAAGAUAAUAAAAUUAUUAAAUUCGUAGAAUAUAUUAAUGAAUUUUUACUAAUACCAAUAUAUUGUAAAGACUUUAGUGAAAUAAAAUUUCUUGAUGCAGAUGUGAUAAAAAAUUACAAACAAAAAUUAUUUGAUAAUAAAAAUUAUUCUGUAAAAAAUCACAUAAAAAUGAAAAAAAAUGUAUUAAACUUUUUGAGUAAUUUUAUAAAAAAUGAUAAUUUAGCUUUUUCAUCAUAUAUUAUUUGUUCAUUUGAAAAGUAUGAUGAAAUAAAAGAUUUUGCAAAUUCAUUAAUUCAAAGUAAAAAAAGAUUUAUAGAUUUUAACAAUAUAUCUUUUAUAAAUCUAAAUUUUGAAAUAAUUAAAUAUUUCGAUAACAAAAUUUACUCUUUUAAUUAUAUCAUAAAAAUAUUAAGCUUAUUUCAAAAUAGUUCUAUUUUGGCUAACCAUGACAAAUAUUUACGUUUAAUUUUAAGUUACAUUUUUUUUUUUUUUUUUUUUUAUGAUGUAAAUAAUUCAGAUUUUUUAAAAGAGUUUACUAAAUUUAAGACAAUAUUUAAUGAUGAAACAAAAUUUACUAAAUAUUUAAGUGAAAAUAAAUAUUCUAUCAAAUUAAAAAAUGUAGAUAUGCUAAAAUGCUUGUUUGAUCUAAUGCUAUCUAUAUUAGAAAAUACAAAAAAUAUUUAUAUUCAGUAUUAUAAUAAUUAUAUUUUUCAUUUAUUAUUUUGUUUUUUGAAGGAAAAAUAUGAUGAUAAUAAUAAUUAUAAUUUCAUUGCAAAUAUUUCAACAAUAACAGAAAAUUUUCUUGAAUUAAAUAAUAAUGAUGAAAAAAUAAAUUUAAUUGUUCUAAAUAAAUCUUUUAUACUUACAUAUAUAUUUUUUGAUAAGUUAAAAAGAUACAAAAAAAAUAAGAAUGAUUCUUAUGUAAUAUAUAAUAAUAUAAUAAAAGUUUUAUCAUCUUUAGAAAAAUAUUAUAAAAAUAUUAUAAAUAUGAAAAGUGUUGAAAAUGAAACCUACUUAAUAUAUAAGAAAAUAAAUAUUACUGAUAUUAAUAUUGAAAACAUAUCGUUUGAAAUAAAUGAAAAUAGUAAUGAAGAUUUCAGUAAAUAUGAAAAAUGUAAAAGUUUAAAAUAUUUUAUAAUUCAAAAUAUUGUUAAUUUAUUGGAUAAAUUUAUCAUUUUUUCUGAUAAUAUUUUAUUAAUCAGUGCAAUUUUGAAAUGGUCUGUUAACAUUUUUUGUCAUACAAGUUGUGAAUUUAGGUACUAUUCUUUAUUAUAUGAGAAUAGUAAUGAUAUUAUUUUAUCUGAUGUUGCAAAAGAUUACUUAAAUUUAUAUAAGGAAAGCAAGUUAUCAUUUGAUAAGUACAUUUUUUUUAUUUCCAAAAAAUUGUUUAAUAUUAAGGAUAUAGAUACAAUUAAUUUUUUCACCAGUAAUAUAUGUAUUAAUCAAAAAAAAAAUGAAGAUAAAAUUCUUUAUGAAAAUGAAAAUAAUGACACAAAAGAUAACUUAGAUUAUACAACAAUGUACAAUAAUUUCUUUUUAAUAAAUGAUAUGGAAUCUCUUAUAGAAUAUUCAAAUAUAAAUUACCAAAAUUUUAAUAUACAACAUUUACAUAAUUUAAUUAAGUAUAUAGAUAAUAUAAAUUUUACGUAUUUUUCAUUUACAGAAAGCAUUAAUUAUACAAUUUUAAUCUUAGAUAUAUUUUUAUUACAUACAGUAAACUUUGAGAAUAUUUUAAAAGUUGAUAAUUUUAUAUUAUACUGCACUAUUUUUUUAUCAGUUAUAAAAAAUUUGAAAAAUUUUUUAAGUAACUCAGAAAAAUUAGAAAAUUCAAAGAAUUGUAAAGAUAAUGUUUUAAAAAAUAGUCAAAUCAUAUAUAGUAAUAUACAAAUUUUAAUAGAACGAAGAUUGCAUUUAAUUUUAAAUAACCUGUUAUAUACUGAAAAUAAUAAAUUAAUAAAAGCAACUAGUAAAUUAUUAACAAAAAUAUAUAUGCUAAAGAAAGAAAAUAAUUGUAUAUCAUUUGAUAACCUUAUCAAUUUUCUCAUUUCUAUGAACUUUGAAAAGAUAGAUAUAAAUAGUAAGAAGGAAAUUAAUAUGACAUGCUCCCUUAUAUUUUUUUUUGGUAACCUUAUAAAAAAAGAGAAGGUCUUUUAUAAAAAAUAUUAUGGUAUUUUAGAAAAAAUUACGAAUUAUUUUCUUUAUAUAUAUUUCAACUAUAUAACGGAAAAUAAAAACUUUGAAAAUAUAAUUUUUAAAUAUUGCAUUAAUUUCUUUUAUCUAACUUUUUUUUCUAAAAAUCUUUUACAUAGCUGGAAAAAUAUAAUAAGAGAAAAUAGUUAUGCGAAAUUGAAACAUUCAAGCGAUGAUUAUAUAUUUAUUUAUCCUUAUAUAACUCGUAUAUUUAUGAAAAUAUUAUAUUAUGCAAAGGAAGAUAUUAAUAAAAAUUUGUCAUUGGUAAAAAAUAUAUUAAAAUUUUUAAGUUGUUUACCAACUUUAAAAGAUAAAAAUAUUAAUACAUUAUUGAAAGAAGACAUAAAAUGCACUUUACAUUUAGAACAAUUUCAAAUUCAAAAAUUAUAUGCUCAUUAUAUAUCUCAUAUAUUUUUAAAAUUAGAUCAAAUAAAUUCAAAUCAUGUAUCAUAUGAUUUUUUAAAAUAUAUUUUCGAUAGUUGUAAAUAUUCAUCAGAUUGUGAUCAUAUAGAAACUAGAAAUAAAUUUGUGUGUAUAAUUAUGUUUUACAUAAUAUAUUAUAACCCAUUUUUAGAAUAUAUAAAAGAAAAUGCUUGUGCAAUUGGGGAUUUUUUUAUGUCUAUUAUUAAAAUAAGAAGUGAUAUAUAUUCUGAAUAUAGUUUUUUAGGUUUAAGUGUUUUGUUUUUUUCUCUUUCUAUUCAAUGCAAUUUGAAUAUUAAUGAUAUUUAUCUAUUAGAAAAAAAUUUUAAAUUUUUAAAAAAAGAACAAUGUAAUAGUGAUAUUAAACACAUAGCUAAAGUAGAUUUUUUUUUAAAUAAUAAGAAAACUAAUACAAAUAGUUUAAAUAAAAUAGAAUUUAAAAGUAUAAAUACAGUUGAUUGUCCUGAAUGUAAAAUAAAUAUAAAGAACAAUAUUCAUAAAAAGAAAGAAAUGAAAAAUAUAGAUUUUACAUUUCUUAAUAAGGGAAAAUCAUAUUUUAAUAGUCUAUCCAUUUUCUAUGAAGAAAAUAUAGAUGAACUAAAUAGUACAUAUGAAAAGUCAGAUAAAAAUAUAUAUAACAAUAUGUAUAUGAAAAAAGUAGAUAAAUUCACAAUAGAAAAAUAUGUAGAGACUCUAUAUAACUUUUUUAAUAAUAUUGGUGAUAAUUCACUUUAUAAAAUUCUUCUUAGAAAAAAAGAGAGGGAAGUAGAUGACACUUUUAUAACUGAAAUAAAAAAAUUUGAAUGUAAAAAAGACUAUGUCUUAAAAAAUAUAUAUGAAAAUAUUAAUAAUGAAGGAAAUUACGAUUUAAUUAAUCAUUACAUUUGUUUAAGUAGAUAUUGUUUUAACUAUAUAUAUAUAUUUUUAUUUAUGCAAUACUCUGAUUUAAUGAUAUUUAAUUACGAUAAAAAAAUAAAAGAAUUCUUUUUUUUUCCUGAUUUUAUAUAUGAUAAGAGUUAUGAGAUUUCUCACUUAUUAAAUAAAACUAAUAAUGUUAUAGAUAAUUUUAGUAAAAAUGAAAAAGAAUUAUGUAAUAUACCUUUUUUUCGUGAUGAUAUAGACAAUGUAUUUGAUUUUAAAAAAGUAAAUAAGAGAUUUUGUAUUAUCGUAAAAUAUAUUUAUAAAAAAUUAUUAAUCAGUGAGAUAAAAGCUCGUAAUGAAAUAAUUAAAUUUAAAAUAUUUCAGUUUGUAUCAAUAAAAGAUGUAAGCAAAACUAUGAUUAAAAUAGAAAAGGAUUUCUUAAAAAUGAAUUAUGAAGUUACUGAAUCUAUUUGUUGUAUAAAUGCACUUAAUAUAGAAUUAACAAAUUUUUUUUUAACUAAUAAUGAAAUAAUAAAUGAAGCCAUAUUAAGAUUCUUGAUUGAAUUUCUGAAUAAAAUGGAUUUAAAGAUUUUUGCACAAGAAAUUUUUUAUUAUUUGUUUUUCAUAUGUACUAUAAUAAAUUCAUAUAUUUUGGAUAUAAAAUUAUGCAUAACAUUCUUAAAUACUUUCAAAAGCUGUUGUAUUAAAUUUUCAAAUAUUUUUGAACAAUUGAGUUUAGAAGAUAAAAUUGAGACUAAUAUUUUUUUGUGCUAUAAUAGAAACAAAGAUAUUUAUGAAGAUGGAAAUAAAGAUGAUUAUGAAAAGCUAUAUAAAAGCUUUUAUAGUAAUAUAAAUAUAAAAAAUUAUAACGACAUAAAUGAUGAAUAUUUUGAUGAUAUAAAUAAAGAAGUUUUUAAUAAUAUAAGUAAUAUAAAUGUAAUUAUAUUUAGAUUACUGCAAUAUCAUAAGAAAAAAAUAGGUGACAAAAAAUUGGAGUUAUAUUUUAUAGACUGUUUAAAUAGUUGUAUAAUUUCAUGCGUUAAUAUUAAUUUUAAUUUAAAAAUUUUAUUAGAAUUUUAUAUAACAAAUAGUGAAAAACUUGAAAACAACUAUAAUGAAUUAAAAAUAAAUGAUAAUAAGAAUGAGAAUGAGACUUAUAAGGAAAAAGAAAUUUUUUUUGGAAAAUUGGCUAAAUAUAAUAAUUCAGAUAAGCAGAAAGAAGUUUUAGAGAAAAUAGUAGGUAACUAUAGUCACGCUUCAGAUGUUGAGGAAACAAUAAAAUAUAUUUUGACUUUAUUAAAUCAUAGCAAUGAUAAAUUUAUUUUAAGUAAUAUUUCUUUUACAAUUAUUAAACUGUUAAUUAGAUAUGAAGCAUUAUCAGAUAAUAUAUUUUUGAUUGUUAAUUUAUACAUAAAUGUUUUUGGUAUCAUUUCUGAUUUUAUUUCAAAAAAUUUACAUAAGAAUUAUUUAGUUUAUGUAAAUGAUUUGCUUUAUUAUUUAGUAAAUAAUAUUCCAUUUUAUCAUUAUAUAAAAUUUGUGAAUUCUCACUUAUUAAAAGAUCAUUCCGAAUUAUAUAUAAAUGUUGGAGAUAUUCAAAAUAUUAGAAAUUAUUCCAGUAUCAUCAUUUUAUAUCUGUUAAAAAAAAAUUUACUUAUUGAUUUAGACGAUGAACAAAUUUUUAGAGAUAAAAAGAAGGUAGAUAAUAUUAGAAUAUUUGAAGAAAUGAAAAUUAUUAAUAGUGUAAUAGAUGAUAUAAAAGAAUUCUUGAAAAUAAAUAACUUUAAAAUGAUAAUUCAGAAAGAAAGUACUUAUUUAGAAAGUAUGGAUAAGGAUAUAUUUAAUGAUGAUUUAUCUAGUGAAAUGUUUUCAAAAUUAAUUGAAGAAAUAAAAGAUAAUUCAAAGAUAAUAUGCUACAAUAUUAUUUCUUAUAUUAAUGAAAAUAAUUAUUUAGUAGUAGAUGAAUAUGAAAAUGUUGAAAAUAUGAUAAAAAAUGAAAUAAAAGGAAAAUUAAAUUCAUUUAAAUAUGAAGGUACCAUAAAUAUGCCACUUAUAUGUAGCAUAAUAGACAUUAUAACUAAAGAAAUUAUUAAUAUAUUGAAAAAAGAAUUUAAUAGAAAAAAAUUAUUUGAUGAGGAAAAUAAAAGAUUAUUAGUAAAAAUAGAAUCAAAAUUGAUUUCAAGGAGUUUUAUUAUCAUGAAUAUUAAAAAUUGUGAAAAUUAUAAAAAUGUUUAUGAAAUUUUGCAAAAAAGAAAUAUUUUUCAUUUUUAUAAAUUUUUUAAUGAAUAUAUUGAAGAAUUCCAUAUUUUUAUUGACUCUAAAUUUUUGAAAGAUAAGAAAGCUUCUUUAAUAUCGAUGGAUAAUUUUAUUGAAUCAUUUAUUGACAUUUAUAAAAGUGAUAAUUAUGAUGAAUUAGAUUCAGGAAAUAUACAUAAUUUUUUAGAUUUAUAUGUAAAAUUAAAAAGUUUAUUGAGGGAAUAUUCAAACAGUGAUAUUAAUCAUUUUAUAAUUUUUCCCAUUUUAAAAUCUCUUAAUUUUAUCUUCUUAUUAAUAUUUAGAAGAAAACAAAAAGAAAAUUUAUUAAAUAUAAAAAAUUAUAUUAACAUAUCUGAAAAAAAAGUGGAUAUUGAUUUAUGUGAAUUAUAUUAUACUUUUGAUGACAUCUUAGAUGUUUUUAUUAAAGUUAAAGACUAUGAAAUAUUUCAACAUAUGUAUAUUUUUCUUUUUAAUAUUCCUUCUUUUUUUAUUAGAAAUUUUAAUUUUGUAAAAUUAUAUAAAUGUAUCACUUUUUUUAUGAAUAUUUAUUUUAAAAAUAGUUAUGAAAUAGAUAAUUAUGAUAGUAAUUUUUAUCUCCAUUUUUCUAAAUUAAGUAUUUGUAUAUUCUCUUUUUUUUUGGUUAAAAAUAACUUAAAUGUAUGGUUAAAUUUUUUUAAUUUUGAAUUUUUAAAUAAGUUUAUAAAAAUGGAUAAUUUGAAUAGCUAUAUUUUUGAUAUAGAUAAAAUUAGUAAUGAAGAAGAUAUUUUUAAGAAUAUUUAUUUUUAUGAAAAUAAUUUUUUUAACAAUAAUAUAAAGGUAGACGUUGAAAAAAAUAAUUUCGUCGAUAUUUUGCCAUCUAAAGGGAUAUAUAAGUAUAUAAAUGAUAAUCGAAGUGAAAGUUUGAAUGACAACAAUAGAAAUUUAAGAGAUGAUGAAACAAUUGAAGUUUUAGAAAUUAAUAAAAAUUUGUACUCAAAUAUUAAAGAAGAGUUUUUUGAUUAUUUGAGAAAACUAUUAUUCAUUUUAUUUGAGAAUAGCAAGAAUAAUUAUAAUAUAUUAAGUUUAAUAAAAACAUUUUUUCAAUUUAUGUUUUAUAAUAAAAUAUACUUUUUUGAAGUAGGUAAUACAAAGACAUGGGAAAAAAUUUAUAACUAUAUUUACUUAUUGAUCAAAACAAAUAAAACUAAAAAGGUUUUUGAACAUUUGAUGCAUAUAUUAAAUAUAUUGUUGUGUAUCUAUAAUUCAUACAGCUAUAAAAAUGAAAAUGAUAGAAACAUUUAUUUGGAUAUUAAAAUUAAUGAAUUUUAUAAUUAUUAUGAUGAGUCUAAUGAUAAUAGAAAAGAUUCUCCUAAUUUUAUAUUCGUCAUGUUUUUUAAAAUUAGAGAAAAAUCUAAAGAAUUAGCAUUUCCCAAUUAUAUUAUUCAAAAUUUAAAAUAUUCAAUCAUGCUGAAUUUUCCUCACUUUUUUUUAUAA
Plasmodium relictum is the source of this 7698-nucleotide messenger RNA. RefSeq names its product conserved Plasmodium protein, unknown function. The coding region runs from base 1 to 7698 and encodes 2565 amino acids. The record is from RefSeq and is a predicted model, not a curated record. NCBI's taxonomy places the organism in Eukaryota, Apicomplexa, Aconoidasida, Haemosporida, Plasmodiidae. The transcript has 2 exons.